AUGAAUACAAAUGAACUUCAAGAAGGUUAUAGUUCGGAUUCAUCAAACGAUCCUGAUUAUGUUCUCAAUGAUAGCGAAGAUGAAACCGAAGGUGUAGAAGUAGCACAAGGCGAAAAGGACCUUGAUGAUGAUGAAACAAAUUUGAUGACUCGUAGUAAACGCAAAAAAAUAGAAGCGGAUAUCGAAACUUAUAAUAAUAUUAAGAAACAAAAGUUUGAAGAAAAAAUCGCCAAAGAAUCAAAUACAAUUGAUGAAGAACGUAAAAAUAAGAUCGAUGCUUUAUGGGCUGAAUUGAACGCAGAUGAUGAUGAAUAUCCUCCUAUACCAUCAAAGCCCAAUAAUAAUUUGAUGGAUAAUAAAACUCUUUCAAAUGACAACCCUGUGGAAAAAAAUUAUACGGAGAAACGAAAGUUUCCUUUAACCAAUUUAACUAAAGUUCCGAAACCAACAAAGAUGAUUACCAUAACAAAAACUUAUAAAUUUGCUGGUGAUAUUAUAUCAGAACAUAAACAAGUUCCUGAAGAUUCAGAAGAAGCACAAGAAUUUCUAGAAGAACAAGAGACAUCAGAAACCAACAACGGACAAUCAAGUUCUAUUUUACAAACGUCACAAACUACUGUCAAAUCACCAUCAAAUUUUCAAAAAAUGAAAUCACCUUUAAAUUUAGCUAUUUCGAAGAGUGGUACUGGUGGUAACGUUGAUAAAUUUAUCAAAUCUAAAGUAAGUCUUGAACAACUCGCUUCUUCACUUAAAAAGAAACCAACAAAAUUAAAUACUUUGGAGAAAUCAAAAAUGGAUUGGAAAAAAUACGUUGAACAAGAACAAAUUGUUGAUGAAUUAAAAUACCAUAAUAAGAACGGGUAUAUAGAAAAGCAGGAAUUCUUGCAUCGUACAUACGAAAGGCAGGAAUCUGAAAUUAGAUCAUUGAGAAAAGAUACAAUGAAAUAA
Funneliformis geosporum is the source of this 948-nucleotide messenger RNA. The record is from the annotation of a GenBank genome assembly. NCBI's taxonomy places the organism in Eukaryota, Fungi, Glomeromycota, Glomeromycetes, Glomerales, Glomeraceae.